AUGGUACUGUACCAAACUAGACCGUCAUAUUUCUUCUAUACAGCCGAGUACGCGAAUAUUGAGGGUAUAAUUAGUAACUUUGUCGAGACCAAAAGCCCCAUUCGGAUCGGCAGCCAAACCGCGGUCCACAAUGUCAAGAUAUCAUUGGACCCCCCUCUUUCCAAGGAUUGUGUAGGAAGGUGUCUCGCUAUCGUCAUCCGUCAAUCACCCCGACAACUCAUCUCGACUGUCCCAGAAGC
Molecule: messenger RNA, 239 nt
Organism: Tuber aestivum (summer truffle)
Lineage: Eukaryota; Fungi; Ascomycota; Pezizomycetes; Pezizales; Tuberaceae
Source: the annotation of a GenBank genome assembly